Molecule: messenger RNA, 822 nt
Organism: Salvia splendens (bonfire salvia)
Lineage: Eukaryota; Viridiplantae; Streptophyta; Magnoliopsida; Lamiales; Lamiaceae
Product: ubiquitin domain-containing protein 1-like
Exons: 4
Coding region: 306-650 (114 amino acids)
Source: RefSeq, a predicted model, not a curated record
AUUCAGUCAGUGCAUGCCCCUUGAGCUCACGAAACUGGCAACUGUGAUCACGAGAAAUGGAAGAUGACAGCCAACUGCACAAAGCCUUUUUUUUCCUUUCUUUCCGUUCUAGGCUCUUUAUACUUUUAAAUAUUUGCUUUUGUGGACAGUAUUUCCCAUUGAGUUGUUCAUAUCUUUAAAGAUACUAACUCGUUGGAUGUAGAUGGCUCAUCGCCAACCCAACUCAGUAACAACAGCUACACCGUCUCUCCUCGUCUUCAACGGCGAAAAACAGUCUGUUUUCAUCUGCAGACUUGCGAAGAAGAAUGGGGUGUGUCGGAUCCUCACAGGCGAAAGCAGAAGGAAGUGUCAAACAGGUGAAGAAACCGAGGUCGUGGAAGCAUCCCCAGCCAAUCACCAUAAGUCAGCUGAUUCAGCUGAGAGAAGAGUUCUGGGAUACUGCACCUCACUAUGGUGGUAGAAAAGAAAUCUGGGAUGCACUCAGAGCAGCAGCAGAUGCUGAUCCGAAGCUUUCUCAAGUGAUCAUAGAGAGUGCAGGGAUCAUACUGCAAAAUCCUGACAUGACAGUGUGUUUCGACGAAAGAGGUGCAAGAUAUGAAUUACCUACAUAUGUAUUGAGCGAACCAAAGAACUUGAUACGGGAUUCUUGAUAACAGAAGCAAAGCUCACCAGAAAACAGUCGUCGUCUCCAUCGUCAUUAACCCCAGAUAUAGCUGACUGUAAUAUAGGAACAAGAUACUGCAGAUUUUCCAUGAGAAAUAGAGUGUAUAGCUAUAUCAUGUUGUUUGGUUUCUAAAUUUAUCCAACAACUUUGCUGACAAU